This is a messenger RNA of Rotaria sordida, 222 nucleotides long. Lineage: Eukaryota; Metazoa; Rotifera; Eurotatoria; Philodinida; Philodinidae. The record is from the annotation of a GenBank genome assembly.
AUGGAUCACACAUACGGCAUCAGGCUUGGACAAAAUCCAAAUACCUGGAGUCCAUAUCCAACAGGUGCUCCUGAUAUCAAGCUUGGAGAAAAUCCAAAUACCUGGAGUCCAUAUCCAAUAGGUGCUCCUGGUAUCAGGCUUGGAGAAAAUCCAAAUACCUGGAGUCCAUAUCCAAGAGGUGCUCCUGGUGCCAGCGGCGCAUAUGGUUACAGCUACUUCUGA